CGGAAGGGAGGCGUCUCGGGGCGGGAUCCAAGAUGUCGCUCUUUCGACAAUUCUCCGGCGAGAUGAUGAAUGAUUGGCUCCCCAGCGACGGUCGACACGCGACGUCGUCCGGGAGCAGGCUCGGGGAUAACAAGAAGCGCCCGGGUCACUCGCGCAAUCACUCGUCUGGAUCCGGUCUGUCCGAGCGGCGAGGCGCGGUGACGCCUUCGUCGUUGGAGAUCCCGUCGCCUGACCACGGCGUGUUGCAGAUGUAUCCCGGGACGAGCGGGAUGUCCCCGUCGGAGAGGUACAACAGCAAGGAACCGGCGCGGCAGACGCACUCGCGAUCGCCGCGCUCGCCGAGAGGGCCGAAGAAGAAGAGAAAGUGGCGAAGCCGGAUCAAGACGUGCUCGAGGGCGACCGUCGUGUUCUUGUUCCUUUACUUCUUCGGACGGACCGCGUACCAGCUCACGUUCUUCCUGAAAGCGGGCCUGCAUCGGUACUGGUACCACCCCCUGGAGCAGCACCGACCGUUGCAGUGCAGGUUUAACACGCCGCCAAACGACUCCCUGCUCGCGCCGCUGCCGACGCCGCCGUUCACGAGCGCGAAACAUCCGAUGGGGGAGAGCGACGAGGAGGAGCUGCCGAUGCCAGAAGAUUUGCACCACACCCCGGGGGCGAAGUACGCGAUCUUGACGCUGUGCGAUUCGAACACCGGGUACAUAUGCGUCGCGUCCGCGGCGAACAAACGACGGUAUGCGGCGAAGCACGGGUACGAUCUGAUCGUUGUCACCGAAGUCGCGGACGCGUCGAGGCCCGCGGCGUGGUCGAAAAUAUUAGAGGUGCGGAAGCACCUGCCGAAGUACGAGUGGGUGUUAUUCAUCGACGUGGACACGUUGAUCAUGAACCCGAACGUGAAGCUCGAAGACAUCGCGGACGACUCCGUGGAUCAGGUCAUCGCCGCGGAUCACAACGGGAUAAACAGUGGGGUGUGGCUCGUGAAGAACAGUCGGUGGAUGAUGUGGUUCUUGGACGAGCUCUGGGCGCAGACGGAUCUCGUGACCGGGCCGUAUCUGUUCCACUACGAGCAGAGGGCGUUCCAUCACUUGUUCCAGACCGUGCCGUGGACGAAACAAAAGUCCGUGAAAGGGAAGUUGCCGUACCCGAAAGCCGCGGAGGUGAGGGCGCACUCGAAGAUCGUGAACCAAUGCGUGUUUAACUCGCUGCUUCCUUGGUACGUCACCGGCGAUUUCGUCGUGCACCUCGCAGGGCUGAAAGGGGUGUGGGAGUGUCUCAUCUUCUGGCAUUAUUUCGACAUUAGCCAAGAGAACUCGGGCAUGAGAAUCACGGACUGGUCGCGCGAGUUGGGCGGGGAGAGCCGCGCGGAGAACAGCGGGAAAGGCUCGACGCUGUGGGGCUGCAUGAAGUUUAAGACGCUGUUUAGAUGAUAGACGUUCGAUGUACGCGUAUGGUUUAUUUCGUUCUAUGAUCCACUACAUUAAAUUAGAUCC
Micromonas pusilla CCMP1545 is the source of this 1490-nucleotide messenger RNA. RefSeq lists its product as uncharacterized. Gene Ontology annotation, biological process: protein N-linked glycosylation. NCBI's taxonomy places the organism in Eukaryota, Viridiplantae, Chlorophyta, Mamiellophyceae, Mamiellales, Mamiellaceae. The transcript has a single exon. Bases 33 to 1427 code for a protein of 464 amino acids. Gene Ontology annotation, cellular component: Golgi membrane. Gene Ontology annotation, molecular function: glycosyltransferase activity. The record is from RefSeq and is a predicted model, not a curated record.